Molecule: messenger RNA, 1353 nt
Organism: Prunus armeniaca (apricot)
Lineage: Eukaryota; Viridiplantae; Streptophyta; Magnoliopsida; Rosales; Rosaceae
Source: the annotation of a GenBank genome assembly
AUGGCUCUGUUGAUCGCUAUAAGGCUCGUCUUGUUGCCAAGGGAUUCAAUCAACAAGAAGCAACUUGAUGUUCAGAAUGCCUUCUUGAAUGGGUAUCUGCAAGAAGAAGUGUACAUGAAACAACCCCCUGGUUUUCAUGAUCCCUCACGUCCUCAGGCUGUAUGUCGGCUUCAUAAGGCUCUCUAUGGCCUUAAGCAGGCUCCCCGAGCUUGGUUUCAACGCCUCAGUACCUUUCUUCUUGCUCACGGAUUUGUUCACAGCCACUCUGAUGCCUCGCUCUUUAUUCGUCUUUCAUCGUCCUGCACCGUGUAUGUUCUCGUCUAUGUGGACGACAUCAUUGUCACUGGCUCUGACCCGCAAAGUGUCCACCGGUUUCUAGAUCAGUUGUGUUCCACCUUCGACAGUCGCCGCAUGCCUGAUUUAUUGAAACGGUUUAAUAUGACUGAAUGCAAACCAUGUCCUACACCGUUACCUUCUGACACUCGACUAUCUUGUCUUGAUGGUGAUCCUUUAUCUGAUCCGUCUACCUAUCGGAGUAUGGUGGGUGGCCUCCAAUAUCUUACUUUAUCACGGCCUGACAUUUCCUUUGCAGUCAAUCAAGUGUGUCAGUUUACAGACAACCCUCGUUCUUCCCAUCUUCAGGUUGUCAAGCGCAUUUUUCGGUAUAUUAAAAGUACAGUUGAGCAAGGGCUUGUUUUUCACAAGUCCACUGAUUUUACUUUACGUCGCUUCUCUGAUGUUGAUUGGGCUGGUUCUGUUGAUGAUCGACGGUCUACCACUGGUGCUUGUAUCUUUUUUGGACCUAAUCUCCUCACAUGGACUGCCAAGAAACAGUCUACUGUUUCUCGUUCUAGUACUGAAGCAGAAUAUCGUGCUCUUGCCAAUACUGCAGCUGAAAUUCGCUGGUUUGGUUUCCUAUUUCGUGAACUUGGUAUUCCUCUUCGUUCUGCACCUUGUAUCUAUGUCGACAAUCUUUCCGCCAUCUAUAUGGCUGCCAAUCCUAUUUUCUAUGCUCGCACUCGGCAUAUCGAGAUCGACUAUCACUUUGUUAGGGAAUUAGUUGCUCGAAAGGUCCUUCAUACCUUCUAUGUUCCCUUCUCCCAUCAAAUUGCUGACAUCUUCACCAAAGGCCUUAGUCGUGAUCGGUUCUCAGUUCUUAAAUCCAAGCUCAAUCUUCGCCUUGCUCUGUUACGCUUGAGGGGGGGUAAAGAGAAUAUCACUCCAGCAGAUCCCAACCAAUCUGUUCCAAUAGAUUCCAUUCCUUCCAUCAGUCCCAUGAAAUCAGCCGCUCCCAAUCCAUCAGCCUUAGAAGACUCCUCAUCACAAGCACAUCACUCUGUCAGCCAGAUUUAG